GGCUGAAUGAGUAGCUGAGCAGAGUGAGACAGACGGUUGGAUAAGAGAGAGCUUGUGUUUUGUAUUUCUCGUGACCUUUUAAAAGUAAGCAACAGGAAACAUAUGUUAUAAAGGAUAUUAUCUCCUUAUACUCUAACCGCCAGGAUUGUGCUACAUGAAGUUUGUACUCAUCACCUGUUGAAGACGUAGAGAAUGCUGCUCAGGUUGUGUAUUUGCAGCCAGAGCCUGUCCUGAAUGUGUUCGACAGCCAACUAUGUUCUCCCACUGAGGAGAACCUGUGAGGUCUUAGCUACUCCAAGCAGGGUGUGUGGGGGAGUACCCAUGCCAUCAACUUUCCCUGGAGCCAGGCCACAUGGAGCUCCUCAGGACACAGAGAUGGAUGUGGCUUGGCAGGAACUGAUGGCCCUCUCAGAGUUGCAGGAGUUUGAAGUCCCUGGUGAAGGCUAUGAACCAACACAAUACCAAACCAUGGAGCCCAUGGUCUCUAUGAGAGGGUACGGUACAGCUCAGACUCACUCGGCGUCUCCUCCUACUGCAUGUGAGCUCAUCUCUGCUGACACGUACAAUGGAUGUUACUCUGAAGAGGUGCCCGUGUGUCAUCAUCAAGGCAACAACGCAGAGGCAACGUACGGACACUCUGAAUAUCAGCUCAAUGAAAGGAUGCACCUAGUAUCCUCUCAAGCACUGCCCUCGCUCACGGCUCAUAGGGAACAGAUGAACAUGUCAGGGAACAGUCAGGGGCACAGGAGAGCCAGCACUUUCUUCUCUCAGGGUCCAAGUCAGCACAUGCAGUGGACUGCACACGGACAAAAUUCACAUCUUCGCUCGGCUGAUGACCUGGAGUCAGACUCCGGUCUGUCUCUGGGUUCUAGUCCACCUUUGGCCUCCCCCGAUAAUCCAGCUGGUGGUGUUCCUGGUCGCCAGAGUUUAGAUAGUGGCAUGACAUAUAGUGAUGGUGACGCAGACGGCAUGACGGAGCAUGCCAGAAGAGCACACGUCCAUUACUCAGUGGACUAUCAGAGUCAAUCUCAAUCAUAUUUACACUCAGGUGCACAUCAGUCUAAUUUUUCACCCCAGGCCACUUCGUCCAACACACAAGCUGAUGCCCUGACUCUGCGGUCAGUGAAGCAGCAUGGCCAGGCCGCUGUUCUGAAUUACAUGAACAGUGACUUUGGAGUGUCCAGCAGAGGGAGCUCACAGUACAACAUCUACACAAAACCACAAGGAAGCGCCUCCAUUCCUGCACCACUGAGCAGGGACGAGCGGCGGGCAACGUCCUUGAAGAUUCCCUUCCCCAUGGAGAAGAUUAUCAAUCUACCUGUGGAUGACUUCAAUGAGCUCCUGACACAGUACACUCUGACAGAUUCUCAACUGGCACUGGUCAGGGACAUCAGGAGGAGGGGCAAGAACAAGGUGGCUGCUCAGAAUUGCAGGAAGAGGAAGCUCGAGAGCAUAGUUCAUCUUGAACGAGAACUGAACCAGCUGCAUGGCCAAAGAGAGCACUUGGCACAGGAAAGGCUGGAAUUCCAACACAGUUUAGCCUUCAUUAAGUGUCGCCUUACAGACCUCUACACUGAAGUAUUCUCUCACUUGCGAGACGAAGCUGGACAACCAUACUCAAUAGAUGACUACUCCCUGCAACAGACGCCGGAUGGUAAAAUUUACCUGGUACCUCAUACAACCAUGUCAAAGAGAGAGCAGUGCUAAAGGGACUCGUCAUUUAUGCUCCUGCAGGUUUUGUCUGAGUGUGCCAACUGUGACUGGAAGUUACAUACAUAAGUUCAUGCGGUUGCAGUUUUGCCUUAACCCUUAAAUCUUGCCAUAGAUAUAACAAAAUGACAAAAGACUGAAACCAGAACACGUUAUAAAAAAUACUUUAUUUAAAAACUCUUUAAAAAAAAAACGACACUGCACAGCAGUUAAAAAGUGUAAAAAUUCUUCAGCACCAGCAUGACGGCCCACAGAAACCUGUGAAGAGGAAAAAAAAAAUCAGGUUGAAUGGAAACAAAAAAAAAAAACUGAACUGAAAGUGAUGUGCAACAAAUGAAGGAUUUAUACCUGAUUGAGCCAAUGUCAUUACAAAUGAAUCCACGACAUGGAUUGGGGACCGAGCGAGGAGUUACCUGGAAAGCAGAAAUACCAAAUAAGUAAAAUGCAAUCUUCCCAAAAACAAUUGUUUAUUUUAAUAAUCAGCAUGCAAAUUGUUGUAGGACCUCGCUGCACAAUUAAGAGGCCAAGUUUACCAGUCAAUGGUAUAAGUCAUAAUAAAAACUUUUGCACAAAAUGUUACUUCAUUAUUGGGCUACACAUCUCUCUACCAGCUACAUGACAAAAGCAAGAUAUUACUAUCAGUAGUUGAGAAGUCUGGUCUUACCUACAGACAGCACUUAAGCCUUUUGGUAGACUGCUGCCUGCUAGUCUCAGGCUUCUGUUCUCACUCUCCCCUGCUUCAAUGAUCCUGGCGGUGGUUUUGCUACUUCUCUCCCUCAGCUGGCUUCCAUGGCUAGCCUCAAAGACUUUGCAUGUAAGCUAGCAGCCUCCAGGUGAUCUUUGCAGAACUCAAGUCUGUACCAAGUGAUGGGCUCCUAAUGAUGGUGCUUCUCAUUCCUCAACCCGUGUUAUAUUGGUAUUUAAGUGAAUCUACCAUUUAUUCAUGUGUAUGUGUUGCAUAGCAUGUGAUAUCUUUUAUGUCUCAGACUUCUCCAGACUCCUCGUAGUGUGUAGAAUAUAGAGCACCCCACCUCUGCCACACAUCAUCCAAUAACAAACACUCCCUUUCCCAAUGCACUGAAGAGGCUAACAAGAUGUUUAAAAAAACUGAAUGUUGGUUUAUUUCAGCUUGGUUUGAUGCAGUUACAAAUAAAAACCAGACUCAAAGAAAAAUCUACAUAAAACCUUGUUGGAAUGCUUGCUUUCCAGAAACACAUGAUGAAAA
Molecule: messenger RNA, 2935 nt
Organism: Scophthalmus maximus (turbot)
Lineage: Eukaryota; Metazoa; Chordata; Actinopteri; Pleuronectiformes; Scophthalmidae
Gene: nfe2
Product: nuclear factor, erythroid 2
Exons: 4
Coding region: 235-1707 (490 amino acids)
Biological process (GO): regulation of transcription by RNA polymerase II
Cellular component (GO): nucleus
Molecular function (GO): RNA polymerase II cis-regulatory region sequence-specific DNA binding; DNA-binding transcription factor activity, RNA polymerase II-specific
Source: RefSeq, a predicted model, not a curated record